CUUCUUUGUAUUUGAAGUCGGUUAACACAAGUUAAAAGGUCUAGCAGAUGAGGUCGCACCAUUCGCUACUGUCUGAUGCAUUGCAUCGACAACCUCCAGUGAAAUGAUCAAUAUUGCACACCUCCUUUAGUGAACAGGACGGACACUCAACACAUGCAGACGGCCAUUCCGCUGUAUAACAGCGAUAUCUCAUCUCAUUUCAUACGCAUCUCUGUCCAAUCCCGUCUCAAUCUCCCAUUUCCAGGCUCCCAUAUGAAGUUCUCCCAUCUCAAAUCCUUGUCCGGCCUCACCACCACUUCUAUGCAAGUUGCCAUGAUUGCCACCGGUACUCCUCGAGACCAAGCAAUCGACGUCACAGCCUUCAAAUCCGACAUUGCCCUCAACGCGCUCUUCACCGACCUCGGCGCCGCCCUCAACAAGCCCGCGGCGGACAUCCAGCAGCACACGAUCGACGCCCUGUCGACUCCUGGGGUGAAUACCCUCAUCAACAAGUUAAAAGUUGGGUAUAGCACCAAGUCUGAUGCCGAGGCGCAGGAUGUGCUUGAUAUGGUGUUUAUGGCUGCCGUGGAUGCUAGGUUGAAGAAGGCCGGGGAGAAGGGGCAAUCUAGAACUGGCGAUGGGAAGGGAAGGGGAGUCCGAACGGAACGAAGAAGGGCAAGAGGGGCGCGGCGGAGGAUUGUUUGGUGGACUGUGUGAAUAACAAGACGCAGAACUGUGAGUUGCUGAAGGGGACGCAUUUGAGCGAGAAGAGCUGUGCGAAGAAUACGGUUGCGAAGGAUUGUAAGGAGAGUUGCAAGGCUUGGGGGAUGGUAGCUGUGGUGUGGUGUUGUGGCUCGGUUGUAGCUGGGGUCGUAUAUUAGCGAUUCAUCAGGGUUCAUGUCUGUCACUCUCUACCAAUAACUUCAAGCACUACAUAAUAUUAUCAACACA
Paraphaeosphaeria sporulosa is the source of this 930-nucleotide messenger RNA. RefSeq lists its product as uncharacterized. The coding region runs from base 154 to 696 and encodes 180 amino acids. NCBI's taxonomy places the organism in Eukaryota, Fungi, Ascomycota, Dothideomycetes, Pleosporales, Didymosphaeriaceae. The record is from RefSeq and is a predicted model, not a curated record. The transcript has 3 exons.